Messenger RNA from Trichoderma reesei QM6a, 363 nucleotides. RefSeq lists its product as uncharacterized. Lineage: Eukaryota; Fungi; Ascomycota; Sordariomycetes; Hypocreales; Hypocreaceae. Bases 1 to 363 code for a protein of 120 amino acids. The transcript has 5 exons. The record is from RefSeq and is a predicted model, not a curated record.
AUGAUCAGCUCAGUUUCAGGAACCCAGCCUCGCAUCUUCCGCAAGCGAGCCCGACCAAAACGCAAGGCUCCGGAUCGCAUACGAGAGGCAGCCAAGGCGGUUGAUCCUAGAUCCGGGCUGAUCGACGAUUUACCCGUGAAGAAGCUCAAACCCGCCCCAGAACCUGCUCCAAGCUCAGCCAACGCUCCAAUAGCCCCAGGAACAGCUCUCUUUAGCUCCUUUAGCUCCCAGUCCACAACAUCCUCAGCCGUAAACCCCCCCUUCCGCUACUCAGAGCUUGAGAACAUGACACCGUAUAUGCUGCAUUCCCAGUCCGUCCUAACAUACAAGGCCGCCAUUUCCUCAUCCGCAGGGGCAAGAUGA